Macrosteles quadrilineatus (aster leafhopper) is the source of this 3300-nucleotide messenger RNA. RefSeq names its product transmembrane 9 superfamily member 2-like. The coding region runs from base 245 to 2236 and encodes 663 amino acids. The record is from RefSeq and is a predicted model, not a curated record. NCBI's taxonomy places the organism in Eukaryota, Metazoa, Arthropoda, Insecta, Hemiptera, Cicadellidae. Gene Ontology annotation, cellular component: membrane. The transcript is spliced from 15 exons. Gene Ontology annotation, biological process: protein localization to membrane.
CAUGAAAAAGAUAACCAAACAGUGAAAGAAAGUGUGUUGGCAGUCGGCAGUGCGAUGUUAGUUUUGUGUUAAUUUUCGGGUUUAAAAUGCCUUUUUAGGCAACAUUUUAAUUUGUAAUAAAAGAAUUAAUCUAAACACCGUUUGGAAAACUAAACUUUUGAGAGCCAACCCACUGAAUAUUGUUCUUUGGUGCUGUAUUAUCUCCCUCGUCGUUUUGUUAUAGACUAAAAGAAGAGACGUAAUUAUGGAUAGUAAAGGAUCCUCUGUUUAUUUUAUAAUAUUGUUAUUAUAUCCCCAUUUGUCUCAAGCAUUUUAUCUUCCCGGUCUGGCUCCUGUUAAUUACUGUAAAGUUGGGGAAUCAUCACCUACUUGCAAAUCUGAUGUUGUGCUGUACGUCAACCGACUAAAUACUGAAGACUCUGUUAUACCUUAUGAGUAUCACCACUUCGACUUCUGUGUGACAGAUGAAAGUCAUUCUCCGGCUGAAAAUCUUGGUCAAGUAGUGUUUGGAGAGAGAAUAAGACCAUCUCCUUAUAAGUUGACUUUUUUGAAAAACGAAUCCUGCAAACAUUUGUGCACCAAGAGUUACAAAUUCGGUGACAAAGAUGCGGAGUCAAAACUGAACUUGUUGAAGAAAGGAAUGCUUCUGAACUACCAGCACCAUUGGAUUGUGGACAAUAUGCCGGUGACUUGGUGUUAUCAUCUCGACGAUGGCCGCCAAUACUGCAGUACAGGGUUUCCGAUGGGCUGCUACGUCAGGGACCAUCGUCACCCUGAAGACAUCUGUAUGAUUAGUAAACUGUACAACCAACCCAACACAUAUUACAUCUUCAACCACGUUGACCUGGUGAUAACCUAUCAUAGUGGGGAGGGGGAGGAGUGGGGCAGCACCUUCAGGAGCAAUGGAGGACGGAUUGUUUCUGUGAAGGUAACUCCUCGCAGUAUAAAACACGAGAGCUCUGACAGACUCAAUUGCAACACGAGAGAUGCAGCUCCGAUGGCAAUACCUGACCACAAACUCAAGGAUGGUGAGCCGAUCGACAUUGUCUACUCGUACAGCAUCACGUUCGAGAAGAACAACACAGUGAAGUGGUCGUCUCGCUGGGACUAUAUCUUGGAGUCGAUGCCGCAGACCAACAUCCACUGGUUCAGCAUCCUCAACUCCCUCAUGAUCGUGCUGUUCCUGUCUGGUAUGGUGGCUAUGAUCAUCCUGCGGACGCUACACAAGGACAUCGCCAGGUACAACCAGAUUGAUUCUGGGGAAGACGUGCAGGAGGAGUUUGGCUGGAAGCUGGUCCACGGAGAUGUGUUCCGUCCCCCCAGGAAGGGAAUGUUGCUCUCUGUGUUCCUGGGCUCUGGCAUCCAGGUGUUCUUCAUGACUCUUGUCACUCUAGUGUUUGCCUGCCUGGGAUUCCUGUCGCCAGCCAACCGAGGAGCUCUGAUGACUUGUGCAAUGGUCCUCUACGUCUGUCUGGGUACUCCGGCAGGCUACGUGUCUGCCAGGGUCUACAAGAGUUUCGGCGGAGAGAAGUGGAAGUCUAACGUUUUGCUGACCUCUAUGCUUACACCAGGGAUCGUGUUCAUGUUGUUCUUCAUCAUGAACCUGGUCCUGUGGAGCAAGGACAGUUCUGCUGCUGUACCGUUCUCCACGCUCGUAGCUCUGCUGUCACUUUGGUUCUGUGUAUCUGUUCCCCUCACAUUCAUCGGAUCUUUCUUCGGAUUCAGAAAGAGGGCUAUUGAACAUCCUGUUAGGACUAACCAGAUUCCCCGUCAAAUCCCGGACCAGAGUGUCUACACACAACCCAUCCCUGGUAUCAUCAUGGGUGGUGUGUUGCCCUUUGGGUGUAUCUUCAUACAACUCUUCUUCAUCUUGAACUCCAUCUGGUCAAAUCAGAUGUACUACAUGUUCGGCUUCUUGUUUCUGGUGUUUGUUAUCUUGGUGAUAACAUGUUCUGAAACUACAAUACUGCUUUGCUACUUCCAUUUGUGUGCUGAGGACUAUCAUUGGUGGUGGAGAAGUUUCCUGACCAGUGGUUUCACGGCCGUCUACCUCUUUCUCUACUGCGUCCACUACUUCGUCACCAAACUGAACAUAGAAGAUGCAGCGUCUACUUUCCUCUACUUCGGAUACACUUUCAUCAUGGUUUUUCUCUUCUUCCUCUUGACAGGUUCCAUCGGUUUCUUCGCUUGUUUUUGGUUCGUCCGCAAGAUUUACAGUGUUGUCAAGGUGGAUUGAAGUGCCUAACAAAGACUAUUUUACCACCCCUCUAUAAACUUGUGUACAUAGUUGUGUGAAGUGGAUCAUCAGGUAUGGCUGUAAAUAUGUUUCAUCAGUGAUGCCCCGAAAGAUCAUCUUAAUGGCAAAUAGCCAUUCCUGCUAGUGAUAAGCAAUUAUCUUCAUCGAGUAGAUCAGCUUUUUAUAUUUAAAGACAGAUCAAAUUUGUACAUGAUAAGUUACAAAGGUUUUGAAUUACACUUUGUGGGGAAUCAUAUUGAAUACUAGUAAAGUUCAUCCUCGAAGUAAAGUAGAAUUGUAAAAUAUAGAUUUUAUAGUCAUGAAUUUACAAUGCAGUAUUGUUGAGUUAGUGUAAAUUUUAGAGUUCUAAUUAUAUUUCUGCACUAUUGGAAUAUAUAAGUUAUAUCAAAUUAUUGAUUUUUUCAAACUAAUCAAAUCAAGUACUUUGCAUUUCACUUUUCAAUGCUACAUUUGCCAUAGUUAUCUAAUGUAACAAUAUUAUGUUCAUUAUGUGUUUGAUUAUAAAGAUGUUGAUUGGUUGAGAUGAUUGGUUUCAAUUGUUUAUAAAUACUUGUGAAUGUAAAGUUUAACAACAUAAGUGAAAUAAAGCAUAGAAAAUAAUGAUCGUAACAAAAUGAUUAUAAAAAAAAUUAUUCCAUUUAAAAGAGUGAUUGAUUGAUUAAAAUUAAUUGUUGUGUUUAAUUUUUAACCCAAACAGGACAAAGCUUGGGUUUUAGCACAAAAUUUCUCUAUUUUAUUUCAUGUCAUAAGCGUCAGUAACUGGUCUCUAAUAUAAUUUAUCUUUUUAAGUUAUAAAAUAACGUAUUAAUUUUUGCUAAAGUAGAAUGUCUUAUUUAUCUUUUUAGGUUUAUUCAUCCAUCAUUCCUUUUAAAGCUAGGCCAUUUUGAUCAUGGUUUUCUAACCAUUAUUCUACAGUUGUAAAUGCAAUUUCUUACAAUCUAAUCAUUAUAGUUAUGUUUUGAGAUGUAUCAAGCAUAUGUGUGAUAAUUAUCAUGUAGCCGUGGUUGAUUUUGUAAAAACUAAACAAUAUACAUUUUACAGUA